Messenger RNA from Suncus etruscus (white-toothed pygmy shrew), 1663 nucleotides. It is a transcript of the gene NR2F6, whose product is annotated as nuclear receptor subfamily 2 group F member 6. Gene Ontology annotation, biological process: cell differentiation; anatomical structure development; negative regulation of transcription by RNA polymerase II. The record is from RefSeq and is a predicted model, not a curated record. The transcript has 4 exons. Lineage: Eukaryota; Metazoa; Chordata; Mammalia; Eulipotyphla; Soricidae. The coding region runs from base 16 to 1239 and encodes 407 amino acids. Gene Ontology annotation, molecular function: zinc ion binding; RNA polymerase II cis-regulatory region sequence-specific DNA binding; nuclear receptor activity.
GCCCCGGGCAGGGCUAUGGCCAUGGUGACCGGCGGCUGGGGCGGCCCCGGAGCAGGAGGCGGCGGCGGCGCCAACGGCGUGGACAAGGCGGGCGGCUACCCGCGCGCGGCCGAGGACGACUCGGCCUCUCCAUCGGGCGCCGCCAGCGACGCGGAGCCCGGGGACGAGGAGCGGCCCGGGCUGCAGGUGGACUGUGUGGUGUGCGGGGACAAGUCGAGCGGCAAGCACUACGGCGUCUUCACCUGCGAGGGCUGCAAGAGCUUCUUCAAGCGCAGCAUCCGCCGGAACCUCAGCUACACCUGCCGAUCCAACCGAGACUGCCAGAUUGACCAGCACCACCGGAACCAGUGCCAGUACUGCCGGCUCAAGAAGUGCUUCCGGGUUGGCAUGCGGAAGGAGGCCGUGCAGCGAGGCCGCAUCCCGCACUCCCUGCCUGGCACGGGGGCCGGGUCCUCGGGCAGCCCCCCGGGCUCGGCGCUGGCCGUGGUAGCGGGGUCGGGCGAUCUGUUCCCGGGCCAGCCGGUGUCGGAGCUGAUCGCGCAGCUGCUGCGGGCCGAGCCCUACCCAGCGGCGGCCGGGCGCUUCGGGGCGGGCAGCGGUGCGGGCCCCGUGCUGGGCAUCGACAACGUGUGCGAGCUGGCGGCCCGGCUGCUCUUCAGCACCGUCGAGUGGGCACGGCACGCGCCCUUCUUCCCCGACCUGCCGCCCGCUGACCAGGUGGCCCUGCUGCGGCUCAGCUGGAGCGAGCUCUUCGUGCUCAACGCCGCGCAGGCCGCGCUGCCCCUGCACACCGCGCCCCUGCUGGCCGCCGCUGGCCUCCACGCCGCGCCCAUGGCCGCCGAGCGUGCCGUGGCCUUCAUGGACCAGGUGCGCGCCUUCCAGGAGCAGGUGGACAAGCUGGGCCGCCUGCAGGUCGACUCGGCCGAGUACGGCUGCCUCAAGGCCAUCGCGCUCUUCACGCCUGACGCCUGCGGCCUCUCGGACCCCGCGCACGUGGAGAGCCUGCAGGAGAAGGCGCAGGUGGCACUCACCGAGUACGUGCGCGCCCAGUACCCUUCGCAGCCGCAGCGCUUCGGCCGCCUGCUGCUGCGCCUGCCCGCCCUGCGCGCCGUGCCCGCCUCGCUCAUCUCGCAGCUCUUCUUCAUGCGCCUGGUGGGCAAGACGCCCAUCGAGACGCUCAUCCGGGACAUGCUGCUGUCCGGCAGCACCUUCAACUGGCCCUACGGCUCGGGCCAGUGACUGGGCACAGGGGGGCCGGCGGGGACCGGCCUGUGCCCCCCACCUCCCCGUGCAACGCCGACUCGACGCCUCUUUUUUAAGGACUGUGAAAUGUUUUGUCUUCUCUGUUCUUUUUUUUUUUUUUUGUCUUGUUUUGUUCUGUUCCUCGAUGAUCAUGAAACCAAAAAGAGACUGAUUUUCCUCCACGCCUCUCCCGAGCCCCUGGCAAUGUUGAGGGACCAGGAACUGAGCUAGGGUCCAGCCAGCCCGGGGCCACCUCUGCCCCUCAGUAGCCCCCCAGUGGCGGGGUGGCACCCCGGCAUGGCGAGCACAGUCCCGGCCUGGAGCAAGGGGCAGCUGGCUGGGACUCCCCGACCGUCUUCCCCAGGAACACUACACGCCGAGCGAAUCAAGGCCACAAUAAAGACAUUUUCGAUCUGCCCGA